Strongylocentrotus purpuratus (purple sea urchin) is the source of this 3248-nucleotide messenger RNA. It is a transcript of the gene wars2, whose product is annotated as tryptophan--tRNA ligase, mitochondrial-like. Gene Ontology annotation, cellular component: mitochondrion; mitochondrial matrix. The transcript is spliced from 6 exons. The coding region runs from base 199 to 1302 and encodes 367 amino acids. Lineage: Eukaryota; Metazoa; Echinodermata; Echinoidea; Camarodonta; Strongylocentrotidae. The record is from RefSeq and is a predicted model, not a curated record. Gene Ontology annotation, biological process: mitochondrial tryptophanyl-tRNA aminoacylation. Gene Ontology annotation, molecular function: ATP binding; tryptophan-tRNA ligase activity.
AUCACACAGUACAUGCGACGCGCAUUACGAGAAGGAACUGUGUGCUGUGUUGAGUCUCCACCCCGCUCCACUAGCGGUAAACGGUACUGUACGAAGAGAGCCAGGGCCCGGGGACGAACAGUCGACGAGCGUGAGCGCUAGCCCCUCGAGGCCGGGCGAUUGAUCGACGAGGAACCCGCUGGAGCUGGUGCAGGCACGAUGGCGCUUUCCCGCUCAAGACUUGGAGUAAGGUGUAUUUCUACCUCAGUUUCUCGAAGACCUGAAUUGGUACGGACAUUUCAUCAGAGUUCGAAACUAUACAAUGAAGCUCCAAAGGUUAAACGAGUCUUCUCCGGGAUCCAACCGACGGGGGUCCCUCACAUCGGCAACUACCUCGGAGCCAUCCAGAACUGGAUCCAGCUCCAGGAGGAGGAGAACACAGAGAUGAUCCUGAGUAUCGUGGAUCUCCACUCCAUCACGCUCCCCCAGGAUCCCAAGGAGCUGAGGGAGAGCAUCCUGACAUCGGUAGCUGUUCUCCUGGCUUGUGGGAUCGACCCUGAUAAAAGCAUUCUCUUCCAGCAGUCCAGUGUCCACCAGCAUGCAGAGCUGAGUUGGGUCUUGGGCUGCAAGACCACGCUUGCCAGACUAGGACAGUUCCCACAAUGGAAGGCCAAAGCAGGGAAUGACAAGACCAAGUCCUGCAUUGGCCUUUACACCUACCCAGUCCUACAGAGUGCAGACAUCCUCCUGUACAAAGCGACCCAUGUCCCAGUGGGUGAAGAUCAGCUGCCACAUCUAGAGCUGGCUCAAGACGUGGCCAGGAUCUUUAACAAUGCCUUUGGAGAAUUCUUUCCUACACCCAAGUCAAUCGUAGGUGACUUCAGGAAGAUCAAGAGCCUACGCAACCCUGAACAGAAGAUGAGCAAGUCAGAGCCAGACCCUAAGGGCAAGAUAGAACUCACUGAUUCCUGUCGGGACAUCCGAGAGAAGUUCAAGAAGGCCAAGACGGACUUCAUCUCGGAGGUGACCUUUGACCCAGAGUCACGACCCGGGGUGUCCAACCUUGUAUCGAUACUGUCUGCAUUUACAGGGAAAGAACCAAACAGGAUCUGCGGGAAGGCAGAAAUCAUGAACACGUCACAAUUCAAGAUGGUGGUUGCAGAUGUGGUCAACGAGAAACUGGAACCGAUUAGGAAUAAGGUCCAGGAACUCAGAAGGGACAGGGCCUACUUGGAGGAGGUCCUGAAGACCGGGCAGAAUAGGGCGCAGAAAAUUGCGGAAGAAAACUUUGAAACUGUUAAAAAGUUGGUUGGACUAUCAUAGCAGACAGAAACUGACUGAGGAAACCGAGUAAGAACCUGUGACUAGGUCCAGGUCUAGGACCUGGGAGGCCAGGGCCUACUUAUCAAAAAUGCCAAGGACCAGAGCGUGGAAAAUCACAGGAAAUCGCAGAUAAGACACUGUGUAAUAGAUGUUCAAACCCUAAGAGCAGGUAAAAAUCAGAAUUUGAUUAAAGAGAAAUUGAGCAACAAUAUCAAUAUAUUUGCAUUUUGUUACAAAAUAUUGCAUUUGAAGAGAGCCAAGUCAACUCCAGUGAUAUUCAUGCGUAUUCUGUUUGUUUUUUAUUUUUUUAAUUACUUGCAAUUUUGCAUGGAAGUUGAACAACCUUCAUGUUCAGGAGGAAGAUGUCUCUAUGACAGCUCCAAAACCAAAUUGACUUCAGACUUUAUAUGGCACUCAAAGAUCAGUCACAUUUAUUGGAGCUUGAAGGGUUUCUAUAAAAUAUUGUGUAUUCUAAAAGCUAUGUGAGGUAAUGCGUAUGUACAUGUAGAUGAAGGGUAUGGAAGCUACAUGUAGCAGAUGACCAGUGGAUACGAGCAUGAGAUAUGAACUAUGAACUAUAAAAUCACCCUGUGUUGUGUGACAAAAUCCUGCCAAAAAUCGUGCUCAGGGACUAGAUGUUGAUCAAUUAUCAAUGCAUGCCUUUCUAUGAAUAAUUGAGCAAGUUGAAGUAGCAUGACCAAAGAGGUGGGGAGAGGGACCAAGAAUGAGUUUGAAGUGUUACAGACACAUAAAUAUAGACACGAUUAUAGGAAUUUUAAUUUUUCCUCUCAAAGUGCAGUAAAUGCCACAUUAAGAAAUUUUAGAAUUGUAGGUAUUGAAAGAUUAAUAGAAGGAUGUGUUUGUCUUGGACUGAAAUAUGAAAUACAGUGAAACCUAAUUAUGAAGAUAUGACAUACGUGCUAUAUUCAUAAUUUCUGCAAAGUUGGCUGCAAAUUAAGAAAUGCAGUGAAUAGUGCCACUACAUUGUACCUUUGAAUAAUAACUAUCUUUUAAUAACAUCUUCAGAUUUUGCUUUGUCAGGUGAAUUAUGCAUUAUCCAAGCGUGCUUAUUUUUCUGUUUGUUUGAGAACAAAUGGGCUUUAAAUGAUUCCAAAGUCUGUUGAUUGUGUCAUAAGCUAUGACAGCAAAAUGGGACAUGUAUUUGUAUACAAGCUGCCACUGUGACCCAAUUCCCAUAUAUACAUGUACAUGUAUGUAGAGGCAUAAAAAAGCAAGACAUGCAGAAAUGUGAAAAAAUGCUUACAUUGCACGCACCCCAGCCCUGGGCCCCAUUACAUGAAACUUACCAUCCAUGGUAACUAUUAACGGUAACUACCAUGGCAACGUCACUCAAAAGUCAAUUUAUUUAAGGUUUCCAUGGAAGUUACCAUUAAUCGUGAAGUUACCAUCGAUGUAAAGUUUUAUGCAACAGGGUCCUGGUACUGUACAGGACCAUGCAUACAAAAAUGAUAUUUUAGUUCAGUGUUUUGUUUCUUUUGUCUCUUUUCUGUUUUUCUUCAUUCCCAUACAUCCCGAGGAUCUUUUUGUUAGUGUGAUAUUAAUUUUAUCGGACUGAUCCAUGUUUCUUCAGGAUCCUGGCCACAAUUGUUUCACCCUUGCUUUUAUGUACUUUCUCUUCAUGGGAUCGCCUCAUUUUUAUGUGUUUUUUUUUCACCUAAUUAUGUCAUUAAUCAUUUUAGCUACUUGUAUCUUUUGUACUUUAUGCAAUAUCCAAAUGUUUUAUGAAGCAAUAACCAACUUUCAGUAUAAUUCCACCUGAUUUAGCAAUCUUAUUUGGUGGCUAAAUUUGGAUGAGGAGUGGUGGCUUUUUUAUACAUGUACUGGAAGUGUUGAAUAUAAUUGUGACAAAGAGAAAUUCUAUGGCUUUCAUUUCAUAAAUGAAAAUGCUAUUCACAAUUAAAUUGUUGAAAUAUUGAAUACCCUUG